This is a messenger RNA of Salvia splendens (bonfire salvia), 1344 nucleotides long. Its product is annotated as basic leucine zipper 61. Bases 139 to 912 code for a protein of 257 amino acids. Gene Ontology annotation, biological process: positive regulation of DNA-templated transcription. The transcript is spliced from 4 exons. Gene Ontology annotation, cellular component: nucleus. NCBI's taxonomy places the organism in Eukaryota, Viridiplantae, Streptophyta, Magnoliopsida, Lamiales, Lamiaceae. The record is from RefSeq and is a predicted model, not a curated record. Gene Ontology annotation, molecular function: DNA-binding transcription factor activity; DNA binding.
UUCUCUCUACAUCAUAAAAUUUCACAUCUCUUUAGUUGUUAGUUAAUUAGGAGUAUUAAUAUUAUUACACACAUCCAUCUUUGUACAAAUCAGGCAAAAAAAGAUCUAAGAUUUAAUCAUCAAGUGAGAGUUCGUUGCAUGGAGCAAUUGCCCCCCAAACCCCCCAUCACCAAUUGCCCUUCUUUCCCCUUCCAAACGCCGCCGUGGAUGGACGAGUUCCUCGACUUCUCCGCGACGCGGCGGAGCUCCCACCGCCGCUCCGUGAGCGACCCGAUUGCCUUCGUGGAGGAGCACGGCAGUGGCGGCAUGGGCUUCGACCGCCUCGACGACGAGCAGCUGCGGAACAUGUUCUCCGACGACCUCAUCACCACCCUCGGAUCCUCUUCCACCACCCCGUCCGACCAGAACAGCGACGAUGACGACAAGAGGGCCGUCGCCUGCCUGCUGCCCAAGCCUGAGACCGGAGAGGUCGACAGCUCCGAUCAACCGGCCCCGGACCCCACCGCGCCUCAGCGGACUAAAUUCUCGUCUGAGAACGCCCCCGGAGAUCCUAAACGGAUCAAAAGAAUUUUGGCAAACAGGCAGUCUGCUCAGAGGUCAAGAGUGAGAAAAUUACAGUAUAUUUCUGAGCUUGAAAGGAGUGUCACAACAUUGCAGACGGAAGUAUCUGCAUUAUCGCCGCGAGUAGCGUUUUUGGACCAUCAAAGGCUUCUACUGAAUGUGGAUAAUAGCACUAUUAAGCAAAGGAUUGCAGCAUUGGCUCAAGACAAAAUAUUCAAAGAUGCCCACCAAGAAGCACUAAAGAAGGAGAUAGAGAGGCUGAGGAAAGCCUUCCACGAGCAAAACAUGAAGAAGAAUAUGGAGUGCAGCGACGCGCCGCCGCCGGAGCGGCGGUCGGAGGAAGAGGAGUGAUGAUAGUAUUAAAAGAUGGUGCAUUACAUUACAAUUCUUGAGAUUCAUCACAUGGUGUGUCUCUAUCUUUCUAAUCCAAUAGUGGGGCUCUUUCUCUCUCCUUUUUAUUUCUCUCUUUUUUUAAUUUGGGUGGUGAUUGGAGCCUUUGUCAGUAUGAAACGUGGAUAGUGGCAUCGAAACAAAUGACAAAUUGAACAAAAUUUGGGGGAGAAAAAAAAAAUUGGGAUUGCUAGGAAAGAUUCUUGUGACAUUCUUAUUUGUGAAGGUCUUUUUCAUGGGUUUUCUUGAAAAAAUUCAUUAGUAUUUGUUUUAUUUUUGAAUUCUUGAUGUGGAAGUCUUUAUGAGUGUAGAUUGAUUGAUUGAUUAAUUAGAGUUUUGUAAUAUAAGUUUGAACAUUAUUUAGAUAUUGUUUUUAAGUACAUUUUGUUGGAA